AUGUCGGAAACAUCGGCUACACCACAAACCCUACCACAGCUCACGACUUCGGACAUCUACACAGUCCGCAUACUGCUCUCCUCUUUCCUCCCCGUCGAGCUCAUUGACAUUAUCCUCGACGAAGCCGACUACUGGUCGCAUAGCAGAGUGGAAGCCUCGAUGUGCCGCAAGGACUACGGUCUUGACGAUGGGACCGACUACGGGGAGAUAUUCCUCUUCACGAUGCCGCUCGCGCACCCGGACACUGUGGAUCAUCAAGUCGCCUCUAAAAUCAGUAUCAAGAGGGGCGAGCAUCCGUGCAGGCGCAUCGUGUUUGAGCUGCACAGCAGAGACAAAGGAUGGUCGGACUAUCCCGAGCAGCACGGCACGUACGACCGCACACGGUCGUGGUUUGACGUGAGCAUCGACGAUCCACACGGCUUCAUAUUCGCUUUUGGUCUUCUACCUCCAUCCGCUCCUGCAGAUUCAGCGACGAACCGCACCGUGGAGGCGAUAAGCGACAGGGACCUGCAGCGAAACGUGCACGCCAAGGCUGGAGACACACGUCACGUCAUAGUAUGGGACUGGAAAGACACCAUAAAGGACGGUUCCCCGGAGGCGCUGGAGGCAGAGAGAAUGGGCGGAGGUUGGCGCUCGAUGGACGGGGAAUUUGUGAGGGGAAUGAAAGAUGGGGACCAGAUUGCGCUUUGGAUGAACGCGAUUGAACAAGGCUGGGUGUGCAGGGUAUCUAGAGCGAUUGUCACGAUUUACUGGGCCGUUUAAAAGAACUCGGUGGGUGGGAGCUUAGCAACACC
Molecule: messenger RNA, 794 nt
Organism: Coniophora puteana RWD-64-598 SS2
Lineage: Eukaryota; Fungi; Basidiomycota; Agaricomycetes; Boletales; Coniophoraceae
Exons: 3
Coding region: 1-762 (253 amino acids)
Source: RefSeq, a predicted model, not a curated record